Molecule: messenger RNA, 1458 nt
Organism: Parastagonospora nodorum SN15
Lineage: Eukaryota; Fungi; Ascomycota; Dothideomycetes; Pleosporales; Phaeosphaeriaceae
Exons: 2
Coding region: 1-1458 (485 amino acids)
Molecular function (GO): FAD binding; oxidoreductase activity
Source: RefSeq, a predicted model, not a curated record
AUGGAGAAUAGCACAAGCGAUCCAACGUCCAUGAUGUGGCCUCUCUUCCAAGGACGUACAUGCAUGCCUACAAACAACCCCAAUGGCACUUGCACGCUAGGCGGAUAUGCCUCUUACUCCAUUAAUGUCGGAAACGUGGCGCAGAUUCAGCUCGGCGUCAACUUUGCACGCAAUGCCAACUUGCGCCUCGCCAUCAAGAACACGGGACAUGACUACAUUGGCAAGUCGAGCGGUGCGGGUGCACUGAACAUUUGGAUGCAUAACCUCAAAGAUAUACAAUUCGUGGAGAAAUUUAGUAGCGAUGAGUAUAUGGGCCCGGCAUUCAAGACCGGAGCUGGUGUCCAGGGCUUUGAGAUACUGGAGGCUGUCAAGGGACAACGAUGUUACCAUCCUUACUGGAAUCUGCGAGCCUCGAUCUAUGGCAUGGCAGCUGACCAAGUCCUCGCUUUCGAAGUCGUCACCGCAGAUGGCCGCUUCGUAACCGCAUCCAACAGCAUCAACCAAGACCUCUUUUGGGCCCUACGUGGCGGCGGCGGCUCAACAUUUGGCAUCGUCACCUCCGCCAUCGUCAAAGCCCAUCCUCGGAUCCACGUCACAAAAUCCGUCUUCUCUUUCCAAGCCGCCCCCGACAACUCAAGAAACUUCUGGAAAGCUCUACACGCCUAUUUCAAGCGCUUCCCGCAGUUCACAAGCGCAGGCACAUAUUCGUACUUCUUUAUCUGGAACUUUGGCACGUCGCUCGACUUCCGCAUGGCCCCUUUCUUUGCGCCCAACCACACCCUCUCAGAAUUCCACGCCCUAACGAAACCCUUCUUCGACGACCUCGCAGCCCUCAACAUCUCCGUGACGCCCAACACAACCUUCCACGAGGACUUCUACUCCGCGAAUAAAGACGCCUGGGGCGCGGACACUCUCGGCGUAACGUCCCUGCGGCAAGCCACGCGCCUAUUCCCUAAAAGCCUGUGGGUGACAGAUGAGAAAUUCGAAGAGUUUUUCAGCACGAUUAGGAACACGGUCAUGUCGGGCCACACGGUACUGGGGUACCAGCCAAGCAACCCAGGGAACCCCGUUCAAUGUCGACAACGCCGUGAAUCCUGCGUGCGGAAACGCACAAUCGUUCCCUCAUCACUGCGAACACAGUGCCAGAAAACGCGUCGCCCGCACAACCUCAAGAACGCGAGCGACACGCUGACGUACGAGAUCAUGGCGCCGUGGCGUAAAGUCGCGCCGGCGAGCGAGGGCGGCGGCGUGUAUUUGAACGAGGCGGAUAUCCAGGAACCACGUUGGCAGGAGGAUUUCUACGGGGUGGAGAAUUACCCCAGGUUGUUGGCGAUCAAAAGAAGGUGGGAUCCGCGGGAUGUGUUUUAUGCGACGACGGGGGUGGGGAGUGAGGCGUGGGAGGUGCGGGAUGGGGAGAUGGGGGUGCAGACGCAGAAUGGGCGGUUGUGUCGUGUGUAA